Phalacrocorax carbo (great cormorant) is the source of this 6279-nucleotide messenger RNA. The record is from RefSeq and is a predicted model, not a curated record. Lineage: Eukaryota; Metazoa; Chordata; Aves; Suliformes; Phalacrocoracidae.
AGAGUAAAACGCCUUCAUGAAGUUAUGAUGUGAAUUAUACUGGUCAUAUAUUGUAAGAAUAAUAAACUUCUUAUUGCUGUUGUAUUUGGAGGGAAAUCUCAGAGAAAGCAAGGUUUGAGCAGUUCUGUAAAAGUACCCAUUGGCUCCAUCUGGAGGUGACAGCUGAGAUGACAGACCCCAUCAGUUUAGGAAAGCAGACUGUAAGCAGAGAUAAAAGCAGAGCAAGAACCUGCUCCUCAGCCCUGUGUUGAAGACUUCCCCACCAAAGGCAAGUCUCCACUCUUUUAUGGUUUCUCUUUUAAAAAAAAAAAAGAUGCUGAGGAUGUGAUGGUUUCUGUGCAUUCGCACUUUUGGGAUGGGAGGAAUUUCUAGCCCCUCUCCCCCUUUGUUUUCCUGGAAGGUGCCCUGGAGCCCUGCUGGGUUUUUCAGUGCUGCGUGAGAGGAGGCGUUGAGUGAGAAGCCUCCUUACAGAGGCCCCAUCCUUCUGUCCCUGGCAUCCUGUGUGACCCCUGCUCACCCAGGGGGUCCUGCAGGAAAACAGGAAAGUUGCAAUGGCAGCAAGCGAGCAGCCAAAAUCCAACCAAACAAAAUCCCCCAAACUACAACUGACUUGAAAUGUUCAAGAUUCCCACAUGGGUGCUGGACUCAGGCCAUGAACACAUUGAAGUCCAGGGCAUGAGAAAUAUCUAGGUUUGGCUUAAAUGCAGAAUACAGCACUCAAUAUCUGAGCUGGGAUGGUUGGUUGCGUUAGCUCUGAAGACCCAUCCAUGACUGCUACUUUUUCCCUUCCCUUUCCCUGACAUUCCUGCAUUGAACUAGAUCGUCACUGCAUCAGAGACCAACAGGGUAACCAAAGGGCCUGGGAUAUACACAGACACUUUAUAGUUGCUGAUUGCUAAGGCUUGAACCAAUGUAUAGGAAUAAACAUGUGUGUGCACAUAAGAGCUCUUCUGUGUGUCCCUUAGCAGUGGUCAAAACCUCUGCCCUGAAACACAAGUUUAGAUUCUCUUUUAACUCCUACUUUGCCAAAACCUGCAAUGAUAUCUGUUUUCCUUGCAAGUCUAGAACUCCAUUGCCUGCAUGCCACUUCUGCACAACCCCAUUUCUCUUCAGCCAGGCAUGACAAGAGCUUUAACUGUGCAGGGCGGAUUGGCUGUAGCAGCUCCUGUGGGCGCUUUCACCCUCCUCCCAUCCCCGUUACAGGUGAGCGUUGCUCCUGCAGGCAUCACUAACAGAUGGCAUCUGCAGAAGUGAGAAGUUCCCACUGUUCAUGGUCACUGGAAGAGAGUGGCAGUGACCUGGGACGCUGAGGCUCUGUCUCUACCCUAGCUUUAAGAACAAGGGCUGGGCACUGUUUUUCUUACCCCCCUGGAUGUGCUGAGCACCUGCUGGCAUGAGGUUUUUCCUCCAGUAUGUGGGCUGUUUUUUUGCUUUUUUCUCUACUGGGUUUUUGAUAGCAUCUACCUGGACAGACUGCUGGAUGGUGAAUGCUGAUGAUUCCCUGGAGGUGAGUACAAAAUGCCGUGGCCUGUGGUGGGAAUGUGUCACAAAUGUUUUUGACGGGAUCCAAACUUGCGAUGAGUAUGACUCCAUCUUCGCCGAGCACCCUGUGAAGCUGGUGCUGACCCGAGCCAUGAUGAUCACAGCAGAUAUCCUGGCAGGAUUUGGAUUUCUCUUCCUUGUCCUGGGACUGGACUGUGUGAAAUUCCUUCCCGAUGAGCCGCUGAUCAAGCUGCGCAUCUGCCUGGUGUCUGGAGUUACAUUGCUCAUUGCAGGUGUCCCAGGCAUUACCGGCUCGGUGUGGUAUGCUGUUGAUGUCUACGUGGAGCGCUCCUCUCUGGUCUUCCACAAUGUGUUUCUGGGCAUCCAGUACAAGUUUGGCUGGUCGUGCUGGCUCGGCAUGGCGGGGUCACUUGGCUGUUUCUUAUCCGGGGCCCUGCUCACCUGCUGCAUGUAUCUCUUCAGAGAGACCAGCUCUGGAAGACUCCACUCUGCUUACUCCUUCAGGAAAGGCUAUUCCUCAGCUGGGACAAUUGUAACAAACGUGCACUUGCCGUCCUCGCAAACAGCUACUGCCAAAAUGUACGCAGUGGACACAAGAGUGUGAGGAGGAGGUAAGCGCUCCAGAAAGAGCUCUACUUUUAUUUUAGUGGAUUGUACAGAGACCCAAGUUCCUGUCGUUGUCAUACAGCUGCAAAGUUAAACUUCAAGGAUGUACUGUAUGCUACAAUGUUUGCAUUAUGAGAGCUUCAAAAAAACCUUCCUUCAAGAAAGUAAUCUCUGAGAAGAUCUUGCCUUAGGGAAUCCUGUUGUCUUGAGUGCUGAGGCCACUUGCAUAAGCAUGGACUGAAAUAACCAACAAAAACUCUUUCAGCAUUUGGCCCAAUACUAUUGGUAUGAGUGAGAUAAACCAGCCACUCCUGGAUCAGACCCCUGUGUUCUGAAUGAAGAUCCCCAAACCAUAAGAUGGAUCUGGCAAUGUGUUGACAGAGUGUAUAAAGCAGAAAAUAUAGGCGAAGAGAGGGACUGAUCAUCUGGCCAACUUCUGGACCCUGUGCACCCAGCAUGGGGGUCUGCUCCUCUUAAAGGCAGCUAGAGAGUUCAGCAGAAGAUAAAGAGCUGUGUUAAAUGCCUGGCCCUCUCUUUGGCCCAUGAACCUCUGCACUGAGGAAACACUGCAAAUUCUGGUACAUUCUUCACUGCAAAACACAGGUCCUUCUCAGCAAGUGUUAAAAUGUAUGUUACAGAUGCUCCAGACUCACUGAGAUCUGGAAAUUGCCAGCUUAUUUCUGCUUAGUAAAAAUUUUGCCUGGACAAAGUGAGUGAUGAUCCAAGAUCUGACCUUGUGCAUGACCUUGUGCCUUGUCUAUACCAGCUAGAAACUAGGAUAAAAGAUAGUAAAAUCUAUUGUCCCUUUCUACCAAAAGAUAUUUAAAUCCAGUUCAGGACUGCCAUCCCCUCCUGCAAUCCAGGCCACCAUAAGCUGGGUGAGACUAGAGCAUCAGCCAUGUCUUCACUAGUGUUGGUGAAAAAGCCCAGUGUGGCUUAACACAUUCCCUAAGGAUGGAUGCAAAAGUGCUGACAGCCCCUUCCAUGCCUUUGAAGGAAAGAGAAGCCAAGACACAGUUUUCUUACGCUUGGUAGGAACUGCCCAGAUCCCGUCCUUUCUACCAUGGGCACCACACCAUAUGGUCAUGGGCACAAGGGGUUGAGAAAAGGUUCUCGGCACAGAGAUAUACCUGUUCGGGGGAAUGGAGAAACAACAGCGGAGUCUCAGGAGGGUGUGUACAGCCAUGGGUACUGAGGUUCCACCAGAGUCAGGCUUCUUCCACUGACUGCUCCAUGGGGAAGCUGGAUGGAGAAGCUCCCUUCCUCCCCACAGGCAACAUGAAGUGAAGUCUUAUGUUAUGAGGGCCAGAGGGAGAUGGGAUGGCUGUAGAUGAAGUGGGCUGUGUCCCAAAGAGCACCUCUGGUAGCCCAUAUGCUGGAGGAUGAGGGGCUGAGUCCUCUCAUGGAUUAUCCUGGAAGCAUCAUCUUGUGCUGCAGCACAGAACUGACCAGCAAGGGUAAAACAUAACCAAUCCUGACAUGGAUCCUGAUCAAAUAACACUCAGGCCCUGGGACAGAUGGGACAACAGCAGGUCCAUAUGGCUUUGCUCUGGGCCCAAGCACCUCCACAAGGCUCAGACCAUACUUCAACCAUCUCAGCAAGAGCCCUUGUGGCAGCGCUGUUGCCCAGGUGAGAGAGGCUUUGUGCCUGCAGAGUUCACCUGCUUUGGUUGGCAGGUGUUUAUGUUAGCCAAACUGAAAGCAACUUAUUGCCAACAGAUGAGCUAUGUUGAACAGAUGUAAACACAGUAGGAGAAGUGAUGGAGGCUUUUUUACAAAGUUCUGAGAGAUGAGGAGUGCAAGAGUUAUGAGCAAUGUGAUGAAAUCGCAGACUAUACCAAGAAUGCACAAAGAGAUCUGGAGGUGAUAGGAAUUUCUGCCUGUUUUUAAAGGAAACUGAUGAGGCAAGGCCACAUCCAGAGCUUUUUUAUUAUUAUUAUUUUUAAACUUUUUCACAGUCAUGUCAGAAACGUGUAUUUGCUGUGGGGCUUUUGGGGUGGAAGAGCUGGAGCUGAUAUGCUGUGCUGGGGGAGGGAAGCUCUGGGUCUGCUUCCUGGGCUGUGCCUCGGCUCCCCUGCUCCUUCAGGGACAUGCCAGGAAGGAGAGGGAGGGCGAACCUGCUGCAGAGGCAGAGCUGUGCUCUGCCACCGCUUGGAUGCCUUUGCCCCUGAUCUUCCCCAGGGAGGUUAAUGCUGCCCUAGCCUCCCCAAGGGAGGAGAGAUGCCCCACUGCCCUGGACUGCACCAGCCUGACUCACCCAGUGCAGAGACACUCCCCAGGAGGAGGUUCUGAGCAAAGACAUCAUCACUUGGACCAAAAUGUUGAAUCAAAUCCUUCCUAGACUAUGCAGACAGUGUAUUAGCCUUCACCACUAGCACUCAGGGACACUCGCCAGCCUCUUGCUGAUGUUUUCUACAGCUUUCUGAGGCUUGCUGGGAAGAUUUAUUUCUUGUUCAGCAAAGGAGAAAUAGCCUGGAAUUGCCUGCUAAUGCAGGUGUAGCUGCAGAUCUCAGACCACUGAUUUCUCCUGUGCUUUUUCUCCCGUAAGCUGUAGUUGAGGAGACUUCUUGGCCUUUGUUCUAAUGGUCUUCAGCUUGUUUGAAGGUGGUGGGAGGUGCUUUGUGACUUACUGCGCAUGGGCACACCAAGCAGUGGUUCAGUGGACACUUUGGGAUUAAACCUGUAUGCCCUGGCCAGGGGUGAAUAUAGCAGACUGGUCUCAUUAGUCCCUCGAGCCCUGUGCUCCUGCUGGUGGUACACAAAUAAGGCACACAUAUACCCCAACUACUACCUUCACUCAGGUUGCAUCAUCCUUAAACAGCCAUGUAUACAAAGAAUCUUGCAUAAACUUGUAAGCUUUUCUCUUCUUCACUAUCUAGGUAGAAUAAACGUUAAUUCUUUAACCAUGCUUCUGUUCUAGCUGCACUCUACAAUAGCUUUUGAGGAUCUACCUCCUGCACAAGAGGGCCAGAAAAAGGUCACAGAAAGCCUUAGGUCUGCCAAGUUAAUGCUUUGUAACAACCAGUCCAAUGCUGCGUUGCUUCAUUAUUCAAAUCCUGCUGACAGUCUAUCUGAUGUUUUGAUCAGUUGUUAAUAUUUAAUUAUUAAUUCACGGUUUGAUUUAGUUCUGACUCUGGUUUCAUGACUGCAGUAUUCACUCCUCAUUAGCUCAUUACCAUGCCACAACGCGGAUCUGUUUUAGUUUGGUUGGUUAUUCAUUAGCAAGAAACCUCCCAGAAAGUACCCAGGACUUACUUUUUCUUUCAAAAUCACAGCCAGUCCCUACGGCUAAAGGCGUUGCAGGUGAGCUCAGAUGUUAAGGUAUUUCCUUAAUACCUACCUACAUCCCAUUCAGCAGCAGCUUGCUAGGAGUGACAAUAGACUGACUGCUUUCCUGAUGGACAUUAAUGGCUUACCAAGGCUCUUUGCUCAGUUGCAAUUUCCAGCUGAGGCCCAACAUUUAAUCCUUCAGUGCCAACAGCCUUUUAAGCGUCUCCAGAUUUUUACUAACUUCCAAGGAGUAUUUUUUUGUGUUUGAGGAUCUCAGUCUUGUUGCUUCAUUUCCCAGGGUGUAGGCAGAGUCAGGGACUUAGCUGAGAGCUGGGACUCCCAUGUUUCCUCCCUGCUGUAUACACCCUGUGGUGUCUUCUUGAACCUGGGACUCCCCAUUGCCCUUUCCACUGACAGCACACAGCUCGGUACAGUCUGCCAGGGAUCCCGCAGUUUGCAGGUAAUGGAAAAUAGCAAAGUCUUGUAGGUAAACUCUUUGCUAAGUUGAUUUCAUGCCUUUCAUACCUCACAUGUAUUGAUUUCCCAUUUUGAUAUACACAGGUGAGAGAGAUAAUAAAACAAUGAUAUCUGCAAUGGCUGUCCUUUUCUGAGUGCAGUAUUUUGUCCUCUCACUACCUCGAUCAGCCUUGUUCGUAAGGGCUCUUAAUAACUCUGGUUGUAAUUAGGACUCACUCUUACUGUGACCUUGUGAAAUAGACUAUCUCCUACUGCAGGUGCAUGAAUAUUUCCCACAAUAUGGAUUUCCCACCAUUUCACACACACUGUAAUGUGAUUUUAGUGUGAAUUCAGCAGAUCUGAACAAUUAUUUUCAGUAGAUAAGAACAUUACUUCAGAAUUCUGUUUUCCUUACAUAUUGUAACAUCAGUGAAAUAUAAUAAA